Messenger RNA from Drosophila elegans, 2093 nucleotides. It is a transcript of the gene Zip89B, whose product is annotated as zinc transporter ZIP1. The record is from RefSeq and is a predicted model, not a curated record. The transcript is spliced from 2 exons. Gene Ontology annotation, biological process: zinc ion transmembrane transport. Gene Ontology annotation, molecular function: zinc ion transmembrane transporter activity. Gene Ontology annotation, cellular component: plasma membrane. The coding region runs from base 493 to 1980 and encodes 495 amino acids. Lineage: Eukaryota; Metazoa; Arthropoda; Insecta; Diptera; Drosophilidae.
CUCGACACCGUCAGUCUGCGAGACCGCCUCAAGCGAUCAACACCUGUGAGCAGUUAAAAACAGAAAACCAAUUCAAUUCAAAUCGCAACCCAAGCCAGCCCAACCCAACCCAACCUGUACUACCAAUUAGCAGGCUCUUAACUCAACCGAAGUGAAAGAAAAGUGGCUGAGAAAAAAAAAAAAAAAGGGAAACUCAGGCGGUAUGCAAGUGCAGAAGGCAGCCCAACCAGAUGAGCCCAACCCACCAACCCAGCCGAUUGAGAUUCCGAACGCAGCACAUGCCGCUGGAACAGUUUUAGCCUAGAGAGUUGCUUUAUUUUGGCCACAAAGUGGGCAGAGAGGAGAAGGCGGAGACCUGCUGAGUGUGUUCACUGUGGAGAGUGGAGUGGUGUGGAGUGUGUGUAGCUGGUUCGAGAGAUCAGUGGAAAACCAAACAAACUCAGACCGCAGCCAAAUCGAAACAAAACAAAAGCGCCACAAACGAACAGCAGCAUGAAUCAAACGCAAGUGAAUAAUUUUCUCAAGUGCUUCCUGCAAAUCGAUGAGCCCGCCGCCAACCGCUGGGCAUCACGUCACGAAGGAGAGGAUCAUGACGAUCACGACGACCAUGACCACGACCACGAUCACGACCACGAUGAUGAGGAUGUGAGUGGAGUGCUGGUGGCCAAGGUCACCGCCAUGGUGGUGCUAUUCUGCGCCAGCACCAUUUGCGGCUCCAUUCCCUUCCUGCUGAACCGCUGCUACCGCUGGACGGAGAACCAAACGAAUGCCAGGUCAGCGAUCGUUGUGAAAUGCCUGCUGUACUUCGGAGGCGGCGUCCUGCUGGCCACCACCUUCCUCCAUCUGCUGCCCGAAGUGCAGGAGGUGGUCGAGGAGCUGCAGGAGUGCGGCAUCGUCGGCGAGCUCAGCUUUCCGCUGGCCGAGUUGCUCAUGUGCUGCGGCUUCUUCCUCAUGUACUUCAUCGAGGAGGCCAUGCACACGUAUGUCCACCAUCACCAGAAGGACGAGGCGGGCGCCGCCUUUGAGCGGGGUCACAGCAUCCGGAAUAGCCAUCUACUGAAACCCAGCGAGGCCACCGCACCCACUGCCCCAUCGACGCAGUCCUUGGCAGGCACCGCCGAACUGGGAACCCUCUCGGUGCAGAAUCUCCUGCAGAGCGAUCUGGAGCAGCAGAAGUUUGCCUCUAAGCCGCAGAGCAAGGUCAAUGGACACGGACACAGUCAUGGCCAUGGCCAUGGCCAUAGCCAUCUGCCAGUGAUGGCGGAUGAUGCCUCCGCCGGCGACAUGCUGGCCUCCUCGCUGCGCGGACUCUUCAUUGUGUCCGCUCUGUCGCUGCACGAGCUCUUCGAGGGCAUGGCCAUUGGCCUGGAGAGCUCCGCCAGUUCGGUGUGGUUCAUGUUCGGCGCUGUGUCUGCCCACAAACUGGUUCUGGCCUUCUGCGUGGGCGUCGAGCUCAUUGUGGCCCGCACCCGGAUGACCCUGGCCAUUGUCUACGUGCUGACCUUUGCCGUGGUCAGUCCGCUGGGCAUCGGCAUCGGCAUCCUGAUCAAUCAUGGCCAGGAGACGAGCGGACCAAGUCUGGUAUCGGCCAUCCUGCAGGGCUUCGCCUGCGGCACACUCAUCUAUGUGGUGUUCUUCGAGAUCCUCUCGAAGAAUCGAUCCGGUCUGCGUGCCUACCUAGCCCUAUUUGUUGGCUUCCUCGUCAUGUUCGGCCUGCAGCAGUUGACUUCCGGUGGUGGACACGGUCAUAGCCAUAGCCACAGUAGCUGCUCAUCGUCCAGCCACACAGACGAUCACCAUGAGACUGAGACCAGGUCGGGCUCGGGCCACGCCCACGACCAUGAUCACGACCACGAUCACCCACCUCACCAUAACCACGCCGAGGAGCUGGCCGCGGUCCACAACUACGAGCAGCAGCUGCAGCUCCUGCGGCAGGUGACCCAAAAGCUGCUCGAAGCACACCCCAAGAAGGACGCCUAGGUGGUAGACUGCCCAGCAGAGUUUUGAUCUAAUUAUUGUAUUAUAUAUGUAUUUAUGUAGACAUAAACUGUAAUCAUAGUGAAAGUAAAACCAAAUUAAAUAUAACAAAGUUA